Messenger RNA from Drosophila subpulchrella, 6447 nucleotides. RefSeq names its product protein FAM135A. The coding region runs from base 462 to 4970 and encodes 1502 amino acids. The transcript is spliced from 10 exons. NCBI's taxonomy places the organism in Eukaryota, Metazoa, Arthropoda, Insecta, Diptera, Drosophilidae. The record is from RefSeq and is a predicted model, not a curated record.
UUUUCCCGGUGCGGACGUGCGUUUGGCGGUGGAAAUUCUGAAACACGUUCGGUUUGAGACCAAAAAAAAAUAUCACAAUAGUUCCGCUCUUUGUAACACACUCGGUUAUUUGCGGUUUUUUCGGAUUUUUCGCUUUUUGCACUCUAAUUUCAUUAGCCGGAAGAGGAAGGCGGGGAAAUGGCCAUGGAAAUGUCCACCGGGCAGUGCAAAUAAUCCUCAGGCAGAUGAAGAAGUGCUUAAAUUAUGACAUCGGCAUGGUUUAAAAAAUAAGAGAGAGCGCUUGUCUCUUCGGCUGGUCGUCCUGUAACCCAAAAGCCCCAAAGUGUGUGUCCUGAUAACAUCGCCUCGCAUCGCAGAAAGUAAAAUUAGGGCAAAAUGGAGAAGCCAAUGAACUUGCUGACAACUUGAGACGACCACAAGGAGGGGAGUCCCCCGUUGGGAGGUCAAGGAAUCCAGGAACCAUGGGCGACCUACAGGCCACCAUCGAAUUCGUCGUGGAGCUGCACAAGUUCUUCAAUGUGGACUUGUUUCAGCGCGGGCUCUACCAGGUGCGCUGUGGCCUGCGUGUUUCGCCCCGCUUACCUGUGCAGGUGGAGACGAGCAUUCCGGAAGCCAGUGGCCCCGGAAAACAGAACGGACACGCGAACGGGGGCGCCACCGACCACGGCAGCAGCGACAGCGAGAGGGGGGAGCAGCUGUCGCCGGGGGAAGUGCCACGCCUCCUCGAAGCGCCGGCGGGGGGCAGCUGCACAUCCGCCUCCGUUAUCAACGGCAGCGGCGCCUCCCGCAUCUUCCAGAUACUCUACCGCAACGAGGAGGUUCCGCUGCGCGACAUCAUCCACUUCAGGUGCCAUUUACUAGUUGACAGUCGUCACCUGAAGGAGUCCAUUGAACGGGCCGAGUUCUCGCUGCAGCUGGAGCUCUGGUUCGGCGAGCAGAACGGGACGAGCAGCCUGAACGGCAACGGGAGCGGCAGUGGAAAUGGCAGCUUCUCCGGAUCCGGUGGCAGUGGCUCCACCCUGACACUGGCCUCCAGCAGGAACCUGCAGCUGAACUUCCAUCCGGGCCGUGGCCUUCAUUACCAUCUGCCCGUGCUGUUCGACUACUUCCAUCUGGCGGCCAUCAGUGUGGGCAUUCAUGCCAGCCUGGUGGCCCUCCAUCAGCCGUACAUCAAGAAAAGCAUGUUCUCGUAUAUGAAAUUCUGUGCCCCUCGCAGUUCGAAGCCGUGGAGUGCGGGCAAGUUGAGCUGCAGGGGAAACACUUCGCCGGGACCCUUGGAGGCAGUGUUCUUCGGGCCCCAGAUAGGUGGCACCACCAAGUGCAGCGGAGGUCCGGCGGGCAGGCUGCUCCAAUCCAGAGCCAUUCACCGGGAGAUUUGCUGUUUGCUCUUAGGUGCCAUUGAACAACUGAAGGCCACUCUGAACGAGUUCAGUACAGUGUUACCUCCGAGUAUAAACUCGCAGAUAGGAUCUCCUCCCUUGAGGGAAAAUGACACGGGAGAAAGACUGCAGCUUUUACUGGAUCAGGCGAAGCAACUGGAGGCGGAGGAGGACUUCGCCAUUCGGGCCAAUUCGGAUAUAGCCCAACUGUGUGCGGAGAGCAUUUUCUGGUGGCGGAGGGUUCUCCUGGCCUCCAGAUCCUCCACAGCAGUGCACACACUCCUCGCCAGGAAACAUCACAUACUCAGGGUGCGAAGAUUCGCCGAGGGGUUCUUUGUGCUGGAGCAACCACGUCAUGCGGCGGCAGCUGGCUGCCAGGAUCAGGCAAAUGGAUCACCCUCGCCUGGACAUUGCCAGGGAUACGUGGCCAUAGCGGAGUUGGCCAGAAGGAGUCGCUACCUUCAGUCCCUGCCGCCGCUGCCCGUUCACUGUACGCCCAUCGAUGGCGAUGCCUCCUCCUUGCCCCUGAUCUUCGAGGAUCGCUAUGUGGCACCGAAUAGCACGUACUCUAGGAGAAGAUCGGGCAGUGAUCCCCAGCUGGAGGAUAGUCUAGCCAUAGUCGGAGCUCCAAAUCAGAAGAAAAAGGUGGACAAAACCCACUCGAGCAGCAGUUUGAACGGCAUCAAGGACUGCCUGGCCUGCCAUUUCGACUACGACUAUCCGCAGACAAAUGGAUCGGGUGGUCCAGCUCAUCCGCAUGCCAAGUGUGUGAUCACCCCGAGAUUCGCUUUGGGCGGCGAGGUGCUUCAGGCGAGCCUCACCAUUGCUCCCAGUAAGGAGCAGCCUGCGGAAGUGGCAGCAGCUCCUCCUACACUACGUCACAAUCUGUCCAGGCACUCGGUCACCGGUUUGCUGGAGGAUCUCGAUCUGGACUCCAGUGUGCCAGCGCGUCACAGCAAAUCCCUUGACCAACUGGAUGGGUGUGAGGGCCUAACCACGGUGACCACGACCAAUAACCACACAUUGCCACGACUCCAGGCGGAUGAUCUGAUGCGGAACAUCUGUGAGUUCCGGCAGAGGUAUGGGAAGUUCGACUAUCUCCAUGAGAUUAAGCUGCUUAAUCCUCCCAAGCAGCAGCAGCAACAACAACAGGUGGUAGUACAACAGCAGCACUGUACCAAUGGGUAUAACUCUCUGCCCAAGUCAAUGGUUCCGCCGCGGAACUCCUAUCCCCCACCCCCUCCAAGUCAGCAUACCACCAUGCCCAGGAGCAGCUCCUCCCAAAUCCCUCGAGCUGUGGAGAUAGCCAGGGUGAGGGUUUCCGACAUCAAGGAGAUGCUGCGGCAGGGUCAGUUGCGGAAGGAGUCGAGCAGUUCCGAGAGCGACAUGAUGCAGAAGCUCCAGAUGCUCAGUUCCAAUAGUGUGCCCUUUCGCCUGGAGGGAACAACCAGCAAUAAUAACACCACCAGCAGUGAUCCGAAUACUAGCGGUUUCAGUGAAUCCCUGCCCAAUUUGGCCCCCCCUCCCGAAUUCGAUUCGGAUUCCCAGUUGAGGAGGCAGAGGAGCAACUCCACUUCGUCGCUCAGCGAGGAGAGUGGCUGGGUGAGCAGCCGGAGGAGCUCGCUGGCCAUCUCCAGUCCGGAUACCAUCACCAGUACGGGUCUAACCAAUCGCCAGAGGCACACCCAGCUGAAUCUUGGCAUGGGCAUGGCCAUGGAGACGCGCUUGAAUGGCGAGCAGUUGAGAUUGAGGCUGCAGAAGGUCCUGGAACAGCAGCAGCUCCAACAGCAACAUCCUCACAAGACCAGGAAGAGGCAGGCCGUGGGAUCCUCCAGUCAAAGUAGGACUCCUGCCCGCCAGCAAACCGAGAUGCACAAGAAGAUCUCCUCGGUGACGGUGAAUAUUAAAAGGGAACGUUCUCGCUACCAGUUGGAUAGACUGCGUCAGCUUCCCAAUGGCGAGUCCACGGAGGUGGAGGAGAUGGAACCACCGCCGAGGAGGAAUCGUCACAAGGCGACGACCUCUUCCUGCGAAAAAUCCAAAUCGGAUUUCGAUAUAACCAGUCUGAAGGACAUGCAACCACUGGAUUCAGUUUGCUUGCCACCUCCCCAGCAGUUCCAGGAUCAGGAGCAGGAGAUGGCCUUGGUCCUGGCUCCGCCGCCACCUGAUGAGUUCCGUGAUCCACCACCAGAGCCAGCGCCUGCUCCGCCUGCUGCACUUCCUCCUCCCGCGCCAAAAUCCAAAGUAAUCCCUUGCCAUCUGCCACCACCUCCUUUAAAAGAACGCCAACCCAUAGGAGCCAUUGAUAAUCCAGUGUACCAUAUCUACGAGUCACUGCGUCCCAUCUCCACGCCGGCCAUCUUCAGUAACAAACCGGUCCUAAAAUCCCACAGCUUGGCGGAGUUGAAGAGACCCUUAAACCAGCCCAAUCCCUCCCUGAACCACCAGUGCAAAUCGCAUGCAACAAAUGGUAAUGCUCAGGAGAAUGGUUUGGAGCACGAACAGGACGAGAACAAGGAGAACUCCAAUGGUCAGGUGACCAGGGCUGUCAAGCCGAGCCAUACUUCCAAUCCCAGUUCGAAGCACAAACGCAAAGGUGGAGGACACCCCGUUCAGGAGGCUCCUCCCAGCAUCUCCCUGCUGGAAUUCGAAAAGUACCGCGAGGAGUUCCGCAAACAGAUCAAAUACCAGGGCAGCAUAUACUCCGACUACGUCCAGUUGGCCUCGGAACUGCCCUACUUCUAUAUAAGUGACGAGUACCGCGCCUUUUCUCCGAAUGGAAUGCACCUGGUCAUCUGUGUCCACGGGUUAGACGGCAACUCGGCGGAUCUGCGGCUGGUGCGCACCUAUCUGGAACUUGGGUUGCCCGGUGUAAAUCUCGAGUUUCUCAUGUCGGAGCGGAAUCAGGGAGACACCUUCUCGGACUUUGACACCAUGACUGAUCGGCUGGUAACCGAGAUACUCUACCAUAUCGAUAGCUGCGCCUUGAAUCCCGCUCGCAUCUCAUUUGUGGCCCAUUCCCUGGGAACAAUCAUUGUGAGGAGUGCUUUGGCCAGGCCCCAAAUGAGACCCUUGCUUCCCCGUCUGCACACCUUCCUCUCGCUAUCAGGACCUCAUCUGGGAACACUCUACAACACGAGUGGAUUGGUCAAUAUGGGAAUGUGGUUCAUGCAGAAGUGGAAAAAAUCGGGAUCCCUGCUGCAGCUCUGCAUGCGCGAUACCACCGACAUGAGGAAUAGUUUUCUGUACAGGCUGAGCCAAAGGAGCACCCUGCAUCAUUUCAAGAACAUCCUGCUCUGUGGAUCCAGCCAGGAUCGCUAUGUUCCAGCCCAUUCGGCUCGAUUGGAACUAUGCAAGGCGGCCAUGAGGGAUAGCUCCUCGUUGGGUACAAUUUACAGAGAAAUGGUGCACAACAUAAUCGCUCCGAUUUUGGCCAGGCCGGAACUGACUUUGGCCCGUUUCGACGUCCAUCAUGCCCUGCCCCAUACGGCCAACACUUUAAUCGGUCGUGCGGCUCACAUUGCUGUCCUCGAUUCCGAGUUAUUUAUUGAGAAAUUUAUGCUGAUUGCCGGACUGAAAUACUUCAGUUAACCAGGUCACUAAGGAACCAAAAAUACUGCUGACUUUUAAACUGUCUUUAGUAGAAUCCUAGAGAGUUAGUCAAGUACAGUACAGUAGGCGAAAGGGUGGACAACCUAUUUAGUUGAUAGCUCUAUAGUUAAAUAAAGACAGGUCGUUAUUUAAUAAGAGUUUUAGUUUAAAAAUGUUCAUUUAAAAUUCUACAAUUGAUAUUAAUUUGUAUUCAUUAAUAUUCUAGUUUUUUGCGCCCCUCACUUGUAUAUAUUCAAAAUUAAUGUGUACAUUUCCUAUUUACUUUAACUUUUUUAACGUGCUCUGUAUUUUUUAUUAAAUACCAAAAAAAACUUUUAAAACACACAGGGUACUUAAAAAUGAAUCGAAGACAAAAUAAGAACCAGAGUCAUCAGAUCAGCCAACUGAUUCCAAUUGAUCUUCGAUUGGAACAAGGAAUUUAUUAAAGCAAAUCGUUAGACUUGAAUUUUUUACAAAUGCAACUCUUUUGUAGCGAAUUGAUACUCACUCACACUCACAUAUGGAAAAAUCAAAAAAAAAAAGAAAACAAUGUUUAAUCAAAAACCUAUAACCAAAAUGGCAGCAUAAUUGUUGAAAACACACGUGUUAACGAUAAUUACAUUUUUAGCUAUAAGAGUUGAACGCAUACAAAGCAAAAACAGAAGCCAAAGACAUCAUACGUAGUGUUAAACUCCAGUUCAAAACUAUAAACGAGACUUUUUCGAAACGGUUGAAUUGCAAAUGAAAAGUGAAUGAAAACGAAAACAAGAACGAUCAUGUUAGUAUACGUAAUCUAUCGGUUAUCGAUAGUAGUUGAGCACGGCAAGGCAAGGUUGCAUUUUGAUGAAAGUAGCGAAAUAGUAUUAGCAAUUUUUAAGACUAAUCAAAACACAAACAGAGACAAAAUGGUUUUUUCCAAAUCUUUUUACUGCUAGAGAAGAGAACAAAUUUAGAAGAUUUAGAAAUAAAAUAGAGGUAGUGUUGAACUAGUCGAGUUGUUGGUAGCUGAGAGCAUUAUUGGAUCGUCAAUUAGAUUGAGAAAGCUGGACGAGUUGGAGGUUUAAUUGCAGAUUUAGAUUUUUCAUUGGGAACAAGAUCGAUAAAGCAGGUAGGACAAAACUUUGCGAAUUCAUAGUCUAGUCUUAGCCAUAUUAACUCUGUGUUUUCCGAGCUUUUUCCAAUCGCUGUUGUGAACUACUUGCUGUUUGUGACCCUACCAGAAAUUGCAUUCUUCUUACGUGUAUAACCGUCCUAAAUGUAACUACUUUAUCAAAUUGCUAAUGCGAAAAACAAAAUGUGUAACUGGUUUUAAAAAUGUUUGUAUGCAACCAAAUAACUGAAUGUGUGUUGAAAUGUUUCCUAGGGCACUACGAUUUUACUUGUAUUCGAUCAAAAUUGUGCAAAUUCCUCUCAGUUGCAGUUUAAAUGUUUUCUUUUCGAAUAAAAUAUGCUAAAAUUCAAUUUUAGUGGAACAUAA